Molecule: messenger RNA, 2237 nt
Organism: Ciona intestinalis (vase tunicate)
Lineage: Eukaryota; Metazoa; Chordata; Ascidiacea; Phlebobranchia; Cionidae
Product: conserved oligomeric Golgi complex subunit 8
Biological process (GO): intra-Golgi vesicle-mediated transport
Cellular component (GO): COG complex
Source: RefSeq, a predicted model, not a curated record
UACUUUAGUAAUGAAUACGUGUAGGUUUGUUUACAAAUUCAAAGUUAGAACGUGAGUUUACGUUGUUAUUGACGUAGCGCGAAUAUAACUGACUGCAGAAUGUAAAAAAAGUCGUUUAGUGGUUGAAAAAUAACAAUAAGAUGAUGACGUUACGGUAUAGGGUUAGGCGCUUGCACCGUAACCAGAGAAUAUUGGGUUCGAUACUCAACCCUGGUAACAUUGCAUACGUGUGUUCUUGGGCAAGACACUAAACGACAAUUGCUCCAACCCAGUGGUCACUAAUAGGUUGUCUAAAUUGUCAGCCAUACAUAAAAAAAUCACCCGCAAAGUUUAAGUGGGCACAAGGUUUAUAUGUAGUUGCUGCCCUGUGUUAAGAACAAGUUACUUUCAUACAUUUAUCGAACAGGCAACAACAUUAUAGUUGGUUAAACAUGGAUCAGGUAUCCCCCCACGUCGACAUAGAUGAUGAAAGUAUCCUCACCUCAAUAUUUAAGAACGAUUUCAAUGAUGAAGAAAUUAUCAACCCUGAGUUUUUCAAAUAUUUGUCAACUUUAUGUACGUUCGAUGUUGGCAGGUUGGCCCACGAACCCGUGAGGUUGGAUGCGGAGAAACAAGGUGUGUUGGAAAGCACGCAGAACCUUGCGUUUCAUAACUACAAGACUUUCAUACGAACCGCUAAAUGUUCCAAAGAUAUUUACGAUGAUUUCAGUUUAGUCGAGACUCGAUUACAAGGUCUUAUUGAGAAGAUGCCGCAGUUCGCUGAUCGGGGGGGACAGUUUAUAAAGGAAGCAACCGACAUUGUUUCUGUGCGGCAAGCUAACUCGCUCACAUUAACGCGACACACUGGGUUGUUGGAGAUAUUAGAAAUACCACAACUCAUGGACACUUGUGUAAGAAACCAAUAUUAUGAAGAUGCAUUGGAAUUAAUGUUCUUCGUGAAAAGAUUCGGGAAGAAAUUGUUCGUGAGUGAUAUCCCAGCUUUGAACACGGUGAUUGGUGACGUGCAACGAACCACACAACUCAUGUUGGAGCAAUUAUUGAACCAACUCCAUUCAACUUUAUCUCUGCCCGCUUGUCUCAAAACUGUCGGCUUCAUUCGAAGGUUGGAUUGCUUCAGUGAAGUUGAACUGAGGGUGAAGUUUCUCCAAGCGAGGAAUUCAUGGUUGGAUGGUUUGUUGGCUGCAGUGCCAUCUGGUGGUGGGGAGUUGGAGGCGUUCGAACGAAUAACGAAAAUCAUUGAAGUGUGUCGAGUUCAUCUGUUCGAUAUCGUGACACAGUAUCGAGCGAUAUUCACCGACGAUAUGGACGUUUAUCUUUUCAAUAAAACUGAAGAUGCAUCGAGUGCGAAUAUAUUUUACUGCUGGAUGAAUUACAGGGUCAACUGUUUCCUUAAAUCUUUGGAUGAAAGUUUAGAGAUCGGCGUUGGGACCAGACUUGAUUCACUACUGGGACAAUGUAUGUACUUUGGGCAAUCUUUUAGCAGAGUUGGCGCUGACUUUCGAAACUUACUGAUUAAAAAGUUUCACAAAGUUUAUUUAAAGAUCUUCACGGAAGGCAUCGAGGUUUCCACCCAACAUUUUCACACCAACAUGAUGUCGUAUUCAUUCACAGCAACUACAAGGUUUGAUAAAACAAUUGAACGAGCGACAAGCGUCGAUAAAAGUGAAGCACCCCCAGUACAGUUGCUGGAGUAUCCACCAUUAGCUGAAUAUGUGAACAAUGUGUUAGGUUUGUUUAAUAACUUCCGCGUUGGAUGUCCAGUGUUCAUGUUGGUUGACAUACCGAUGUUACUGGACGCUUCGUUGGUCAAAGUGGCGGAAUCCAUUGCAAUGUUUUAUAAAACUGAGGAAUCUGGUUUUAGUGAGCGGGAACUUUCGUGCUUUGUUUUAUUUUGUGAUGUUUUCAAAGACACAGUGAUUCCACAUCUAAACUCGUGUCUCGUUAAUUUGUUUCCAAAUAAUUCAAUGAUGGAAUUGCUUGGUUCCACCUCUGUUUCACUCCGAUCCUGUGGUGACGCCACCGUUAUCGGGAAUAUAUUGCCAAAGUUCCCCGAACCCAAUGUUGAAGAAACUGUGGCAGAGACACCCGACCCCCCCGUUGUUGUUGACGGUCAAACAUAACGCGCGCCUAUUUUAUUUGUAAGAUGGUUUGUAAAUACACAUUAAUAUUAUUUCUAUAAAGAGUUUAAUAAACAUAUUUAGCGAGGAUUUUGUUGAUCAAUACGGGUAUGAUUGGAU